Messenger RNA from Psylliodes chrysocephalus, 569 nucleotides. The record is from the annotation of a GenBank genome assembly. Lineage: Eukaryota; Metazoa; Arthropoda; Insecta; Coleoptera; Chrysomelidae.
UGUUCGUUAUUCGAUCAUAAUUAUUUUCCAAAUUGAAAAAUGGCAGAAACAGUUGAAUUAACCCUUCCUCCUCAUUCUUAUGUCACGGUUAUGGCUCACGAUGAACCAAAUGAACAUAGCCACACCUUUCAUGUAACCAACAACGGUGAGGUACCUGUCAUAGCUGAAUCAAUUCACCAUGAAGCCGAUGAUGAGGAACAUCCUCUUGUUGAAACCAUCGCACCCAGUCAAAGCCAUCAAUUUAAGCACGGUGAGAACUACAAAAAAUGUGUAUUGAAAGUUACCAACAACACCGAUCAGGAAGCCGUUUUUUCCGCAACUGGAGGUAAAGCUACUGCUGCAGAUUUACAAGCCAAGAUUAAACCAAUGGUUAAGGAACAUACCGAGGCUGUUUAAAUUAUGAUGGCUGUAUAUAUGAUAUAAAUAAACUACCUUAAGUACUGAGUUUUGUGUUUUUAUUCAUUUACGACUAUUUCUCUAAUUGUGUGUGUGGGGGGUGCGUUGGCAUCGGAAUGAUCCAUUUGCCACAGACUUUUAUAUAAUUACGAAUGUAAAAAUUAUGUUUUUAU